CCAGAUGCUAACUAACCCCGCAAUCCGGUGGACCAGUCAGUGACGCGAGAUGAGAGUGCUUCCUUUUGGAAUAUAUUGCUGGCCCCCUUGUCGGAAACAAGUCCCAUGCGUUCGCGCUAAGUAAGUGCUAAUUACACCCAGGCGGUCGGUCCGUUGAACCAUGGCUCUACUGUCGAUGGCCAACAGUGGUUUGGCUUGUAGUCCCCAGCGGCAGUUGGCGAGUGUUAUAACAGUUGUGGUUGCGUUUCUGUUGGGUCGUGUCGAGUGUGGUGGGUACUAUCCACGCGAUGUCGAGUUGAUUGGACCGUUCGCAGUGGACAGUCCAAAAAGCAGCACGGAUCAAACCGUGUACUACUAUCCGAGUUACGUGAGAGGGAGCGAUCCGGUAGAGGAGUAUAACCGCCGAAGGUUACACGUGGACACAAGCAGCUACAUGAAGGAAAUGAAGCGUCCCGAUGAGGAGAAGAAUAAAACGGAGUCGGAGGAAAAUCUUGAACCGAGCAAAAGAGUACGGAAUGUAACGGAAGAUGGUGGGAAGGUACGGAACAGUCUUGAAAAUGACAAAACGAAACGAAAAUUGUCGAGAAAAAAUAAAAGCUCCUGGAAAUCAAAAGUCAAAUCCCAGCGAAAUGGAUUUCCGAAGGUUAAGAAUCCAAUCAAACGAAUUGGAUCUGAUGAAGCAACAGAAUUUGAAGAUCCCAUUGAAACCAGAGACCGUGACAGGAAGGGUGACCCGAGGCGAUACGAAGAAUCCGAUCCGCAUGUGUUUUCUUACGAAAGGUCCGAACCGAUAGACGGGGAUGCGAUCAACCGAAGGCAAACACAUCCUCCACCGGAGGAUUCAAAAUAUUUCCAGUAUUUUAAUUUCUUUGGUGACGGUUCGUACAAUGCGGGAACCAAACGUGGAAACAAUCGACACUAUAUCGAGCAGCACGAGCGGGGUUCCAAAGGUGUGGGGGUGUUUCAGAAACGGGUGAAAUGGGCCGACAAGGACGGUGGUUUUGGUGAGCACUACUGGGAUUUGAAUCAUGUUUCGGACGAGUGACGUAGGCGCUGUUGAAAACAUGAAUUAUGUCAUUAACCUUGUGCGUGCAGAGACAACCUAAAGGAGAGUUAUAACACCGAAGUAGAGCUAAUCUUGAUUGAUGCGAUAAAUGUCAAGAGUGGCUAGCACUAAAACACGGGAAUGGAGGUUGUCUGCGCUAGAAUCACUAGCGCUCCAGGUGUGUAUCAGAUCAUGUUUCUCGACGCAGCGCGAGUGCAGCAUUGGCGCGAGUUGCUGAAGUUCGCACCGCACCCACGAGACCUUGGGGUCCCUUUAUGUUGAGCUGGGUAUAAUAAUAAGCUCGUAGCCAUGUAUCAAUUAUUUAAAACGUUUUAAUGAAUGUAACAUAAGGGAGAUAUACUUUAUUUAAAUGUUAUGA
This is a messenger RNA of Toxorhynchites rutilus septentrionalis, 1424 nucleotides long. RefSeq names its product telomerase-binding protein EST1A-like. The transcript has 3 exons. Lineage: Eukaryota; Metazoa; Arthropoda; Insecta; Diptera; Culicidae. The record is from RefSeq and is a predicted model, not a curated record. Bases 161 to 1045 code for a protein of 294 amino acids.